CAACUUGAAUGACUCCAUCGCCAUCAUCCCAGCAAGACUAGAUCGCAAUCCUACCAUACACCGAUAUCGCGACACCACGGACACCGCCAGAAUGUCCGACGAUAACAUUUCCAUCUACGACGAGAUCGAGAUUGAAGACAUGACCUUUGACGAGGACAUGCAGAUCUACCACUACCCCUGCCCCUGCGGCGACAAGUUCCAAAUCGCCCUGGCCGACUUGCGUGACGACGAGGACAUUGCCGUUUGUCCUAGCUGCAGUCUCAUGAUUCGCGUCAUCUUUGAUAAGGACGACCUCCCCGAGGACCCCGAAGAUGAAGCUGAACCCGCCGUCGAGGACGCAUCCGCUCAGAUUCCCGUUGCCGCUUGAAGAAGACCUAUCUUCAGAUUCCAAGAUAAAAUGCCGCGCCACGAAGCGGUUACUUCGACUGCGCGAGCAGCACUACAGAUACUCGCGCCGCCAACCAGCCAAGCUCAUCGCCCAACCACGAGGUCCAGCGCAAAAAAGUACGAGCGCGGAAUAAGAACAACACGUGAGCGGUAUAUACAAGCGCCCGGGAGCUGAUCCUCGGUCAUUGCGCAUCAACAAAACAAGCCGAUUGCCACUUGCGGGCUUAGGACCUAUCCAGGAGGAAGCCUCCACGGUUGGACAAAUACUCUAGCCGCCCGCGUACCACAAGACUUGAUUACGUGUGACGGCGCACAAAGGAUUCC
Messenger RNA from Colletotrichum scovillei, 711 nucleotides. Its product is annotated as CSL zinc finger. NCBI's taxonomy places the organism in Eukaryota, Fungi, Ascomycota, Sordariomycetes, Glomerellales, Glomerellaceae. Gene Ontology annotation, biological process: protein histidyl modification to diphthamide. The coding region runs from base 92 to 367 and encodes 91 amino acids. Gene Ontology annotation, molecular function: metal ion binding. The transcript is spliced from 2 exons. The record is from RefSeq and is a predicted model, not a curated record.